Molecule: messenger RNA, 1284 nt
Organism: Hydractinia symbiolongicarpus
Lineage: Eukaryota; Metazoa; Cnidaria; Hydrozoa; Anthoathecata; Hydractiniidae
Product: sushi, von Willebrand factor type A, EGF and pentraxin domain-containing protein 1-like
Exons: 1
Coding region: 1-1176 (391 amino acids)
Source: RefSeq, a predicted model, not a curated record
AUGUUUUACGUAAAAGUAACAUUUCUGCUUUUAGCACUUAGAAUUUGGCUGCAUGCAGCGAGUGAUGAGAGGUGUGGGAUUGACAGAGCGUUUACUGUAAUUCACGAGUCCAGUCAGAUUGAUGGUGUGGUGUACUCCUACAUUUCCGACACCAUUGCACAUUGUAUCAUCAAGUGUGUUAAGCACGUCCGAUGUAAAUCCAUCAAUUUCAAUCACUUAACGAGAGAAUGUCAACUGAGUUCACUCUAUUCGAAAAUGACAACGUUAACUAAGCAAGCCAACUGGGUUCACAUGGAAACCGAUCCAUAUAAGAAGUAUCAGGGAAAAAAUUGCAUUGAAAAUUCAAAUCAAUGCGAGAAUCAUGAUUAUUGUCGGUCUUUGUGCCGACCACCCUGGUAUGAAUGCAUGUGUAUCAACGAAAAAUAUGGAAAAUCGUGCAAUCGUAAUCCUUGCAAAAACAGUGGGACAUGUGUCAAUGCUUGUUUUUCUCCAGGAUACACGUGCGUCUGCCCAGCCUUGUUUGUUGGCGAGAGAUGUGAACACUAUGGUAUACAUUUUGUCAUACAUUUUAUUGGACCAAGUAAGCAGCAUGCCAUAACUAACAUUAAUUUCUCCCCUAUAUCGGGAGUUUCAGUCUGUUUUUGGUUCCGGGAUGAGGGCGUUGAUACUGUUUGGAGAGCAGUUGUGAAUUUGCUGCAAAACGGGGGUAAAUGUAAUUUCUUCACAGUAGCCGUAAAAUACAACAAAUUUAAAAUUGGUUUGUUUGCAGAACAUUAUCAACUAAACACAGUGGUGGAAAAAAACAAAUGGUAUCAUGUAUGUGCUAUAUACGAUUUAUCGACUUUAUCUGGUCUUCUUUACGUGAAUGGUGAGUAUGUUGAAACUGUCAUGGGUCCUGUGAUGACUAACAACCAAUUUUACGCAAAUGGUGUAGUUCUUGGACAAGAUGUUGACCUAUCAGGUGGGGCGUGCGUUGUAAAUGAUAUCAAUCAAGGAUUUAUUGGUUAUAUAACGCUUGUAAAUAUAUGGAGCAGACGAUUAUCAGUUACAGAAGUUCGCGAUACCUACCUUCAAAAUAUACCUUUCGGUGAUUUGCGUUGGGAUGAACUCUUGACAUUUCACGAAACAGGCGAUAUUAAGAAAGUCUUGUUUUCGCCAAACUUUACAAUCCAUUAAACAUGGAAGAAAAUGACAACAUUAUUAUACUUAUUUUAUUGCAUUGUACACGUUUUUUAAAGUAGGGAGGUCCAAGAAAUGUUCAUCAGAGUCACUGAUGCGUUUCUC